Molecule: messenger RNA, 658 nt
Organism: Lactuca sativa (garden lettuce)
Lineage: Eukaryota; Viridiplantae; Streptophyta; Magnoliopsida; Asterales; Asteraceae
Gene: FDC1
Product: 2Fe-2S ferredoxin-like superfamily protein
Biological process (GO): electron transport chain
Cellular component (GO): chloroplast
Molecular function (GO): 2 iron, 2 sulfur cluster binding; electron transfer activity
Source: RefSeq, a predicted model, not a curated record
UAAAAAGUGUAAAAGAAAUGACGCUACACAAACAAAACCUUAUCAAGAUUAGAACACCACACCCCAUCUCAUCCCUCAAAAACAUACUAUCGUCAUUCGCCAUGGCAGCAGCAGCGCCUACCUUUCAUAUCACUACUCCUCCGCCCUUCACACUUGCCGCUCCGAGACACCACUUCGCCACCAAUCUCCGCUCGCUUCACCGCCUACACCUCCGUGGCCGCCUCCGUUACACCACCACCUGCUCUUACAAAGUAGCAAUCGAGCACGAAGGUGAAACGACUGAACUAGAGGUGGAUCCAGAUGAGACGAUACUGGAAAAAGCGUUGGAUUCGGGAAUGUCCGUACCCCAUGAUUGCAAGCUGGGAGUUUGUAUGACUUGUCCGGCGAAACUGCUUAGUGGAAGCGUGGAUCAGAGUGAGGGGAUGUUGAGCGACGAUGUGAUUGAGCGUGGCUACUCGUUGCUGUGUGUAUCGUAUCCCAAAUCGGAUUGUCAUAUCAAAAUCAUCCCUGAAGAAGAGCUCUUGUCUUUGCAAUUAGCUACUGCCGAUGAUUAGCUUCAUUUGAUUUGAAAUAGUCUUUUGUUUCCCAAAUCUAUUGGAUACAUUUCAACUUUUGUUUGAACUUUUUUAGUUAAAUAAAGUUACAAUUGCGUAUACAA